Messenger RNA from Notolabrus celidotus (New Zealand spotty), 2170 nucleotides. Its product is annotated as relaxin-3 receptor 1. The record is from RefSeq and is a predicted model, not a curated record. The coding region runs from base 348 to 1334 and encodes 328 amino acids. Gene Ontology annotation, cellular component: membrane. The transcript has a single exon. NCBI's taxonomy places the organism in Eukaryota, Metazoa, Chordata, Actinopteri, Labriformes, Labridae. Gene Ontology annotation, biological process: G protein-coupled receptor signaling pathway; immune response. Gene Ontology annotation, molecular function: G protein-coupled receptor activity.
UACUCGGCGUGAACAUCUGUUAUCAUUAUUAGAUAUUUAUGUUUGAUAGAUGAUUAUUUUCUUUUGUCAUCAUCAGUUGUUCAUUUCGGGAGCAUAACAGAUGUUGGAGCCCCGUGCUAAAAGGAGGGUCCAUUACGCACUAAACUAAUGGACGUCAAUUGGCACCUCCAGCCCAACAUUAUUUCUUUGAGGAUGAUUGUGCGUCUUAGAGUGGAAAGGAGGGGUGAGGAGAAGACAGGAGGGUGGGUGGAUUCAGAUAGAGGAUGGUUAGUGGCAUCAGGAUCCAGCUUCAUUAGCUCAUAAAUGCUUUUCUCGGGCUUAGAUACAGUCUGUGAGCUUGUGACACUAUGGAUGAAGAAAAUGACAGCUCGUGCUUGAACAGCUCUCUGGUGGGCAUGGACUACUUCAGCAACCUGGAGGAUAUCGACGUGACAGCAGAUGGAAGUCCGAUUCUGAGAGUCCUCAUCUGUUUGAUUUAUUCUGUGGUCUGCGCUGCUGGUCUGAUGGGCAAUCUCCUCGUCCUCUUCUUCAUCAGAGUCAAACACGAGAGGAGAAAGUCCAGGGUGAACUUUUUCGUAUUCAACUUGGCUGUGACGGACCUCCAGUUUGUGCUCACGCUGCCCUUCUGGGCCGUGGACACCGCACUGGACUUCAGUUGGCCGUUCGGGGACGCUAUGUGCAAAAUCCUCCUCUCUGUCACCGUGAUGAACAUGUAUGCGAGUGUGUUUUUCCUCACCGCCAUGAGUGUGACCCGCUAUUGGUCCGUAGCCUCUGCCCUGAAGAAUAGGACCGGACAUAGGUCUUGUUCUGCAAAAUUGACCUGCGUAAUCAUUUGGACACUGGCGACUUUGGCAACUGCGCCCACAUCGAUUUACUCCACUGUCAGCAAUGUAACCGGAGAAAAACUCUGUCUGCUGAAGUUUCCCGGGGGACAGUACUGGCUAGCCGUCUAUCACAUACAGAAAAUACUUGUAGGUUUUGUUUUACCAAUGUCUAUUGUAUCCAUCAGCUACAUCAUGCUGCUGCGCUUCAUCCGCAACCGAAGCAUGAAAACAAGCAACUCCAAACGGAGAUCCCAAGUCAACAAAUCCAUCACUAUUGUCGUGUUGUCUUUCUUCCUAUGCUGGAUGCCGAACCAUGCCAUCACUUUGUGGAGUGUUUUGGUCAAACUGAACGUAGCAAACUGGGACAAAGCGUACUACAUAGUACACACUUAUGUGUUCCCACUGACCGUCUGCCUGGCGCACACCAACAGCUGCCUGAACCCGAUUAUUUACUGUCUGAUGAGGAAGGAGUUCAGGAACAAACUGAGGGGUCUGAUACACAGAGAAUAGAGGGUGCGUUUCCUUUGUGGCUCAAUUAAAUAAGUGAAAACAUGUUUAAAAAAUACUCAUCAAGACGCACGAGUGCGCAGGAGACAUGGGGCGAGAGAGGAGAACUGACAUAAACACUGCGCACAGCUUACAUCAUGUUACGACUAUUAAGUCGGUUCUGCUCAUGGAAAAUGUGACCUCUUGCAGUGCUUUCUGUAAUUCAAGGUUUGCGUAAUUUGGCGAGGUUAUGUAUUUGGAGAAACCAUCGCAUGUAGUUUAGGGCUUUACACUAAGAACUACUAAUAUUGUGUCAGAAUGUUACGCUACAACCAUUGUGGCACUACUCCUCAAAGAGCCAAUAGAAGAGAAGCACUACAGUCUGAGUAACUGCGUGCGUAAUUGCCCAUGAAACUAAUCACGCAUUGAUGUGCUCACGUUAUAACUGUAUGGACAUUUGUCUUCAGUGUUUCAGCUCCUGUCCUACGUGCUGCUGUUGUCCGCAUCUUUGAACGCAUACUCGUGCACCACGGUCUUUGUUCUAAUGUAAUUCUGUAGACAAAAAGCAAAUAUUGCUUUUAUUUUGUUCUUGUGCUGGACGUUUUGUCUGCGCAAGGAGCAGAAGGAGGGCAUCUCAUCGCUGUUUACAUCCACCACUGAAUGCUAUAGCAAAAUAUGUAAAGAAUGUAAAAGUACUAUGUUUAUAAGACAAUCAUGAAUGUAAUAUGACCUCAUCACCUGCUAACGUAAAAGGAGAGAUUUUAAAGGAUUUUUUUUUAGCUAAAGGAAACAAAAUGUAUAAAAUAUGAUUGUUGUAAAUACGCAAAAACUAGAUGUAAUGAUACAAAUGUUGUGAAGUU